ACCUGUUACAACUCCCUCCUCAGCCAGGGUGUUUGUUUGCCUGUCCAUUCAAAUCUCAGGCUGCCCUCGUGCUCUUCCUUCAACUCUUUCGUCUUUGGUAGCAUUCUUGUCUUCAAUGUUUCGUCCUCGUCCUCGAUUUCGUCCUUGUCGCAAUUGACCCCUCCUCUCUUCGUCUUCUUCCACCGUCGCAGAAUCAUGAGCGACCCUCGACGCGAUGCCCCGCCAUCGCUUACUGCAACCGUAAACGCAAACGCUGUCACUACCACAACCGCAACGGUCCUGCCUACGUCAAACGGACAUGCCAAAGGCGACGAUGCCCCCGAUGCUGGUCUGAGAAGUCUUGAUCACUACAAGCGCGCUCUGCCGAAAUGGCGAUACGACCUGCGCCAGCAGUUGCUGCCCCUGAUCCGAUGGGAAACUCCCUACCUUGCCUGGAUGCAGGAGAAGAUGCGAACUCCAGCUCUUGAUAGUUACUUUGCUAUUACUGCCAACCUUGGAACGCAUACCUUCUUUAUGAUCGGUUUGCCCAUUUGCUUCUGGUGCGGAUAUGCCGCCUUUGGAAAAGGACUCGUUCACAUUCUUGCCCUUGGAGUAUUUUGGACCGGCUUCAUCAAAGACUUUUACUCUCUUCCACGCCCGCUGUCACCUCCUUUACACCGAAUUACAAUGUCCGGUUCUGCCGCCCUCGAAUAUGGUUUCCCUUCAACCCAUAGCGCCAAUGCCGUCUCUGUCGCCGUCUAUGCGCUCCUGAUAUUGCGCAGUCCCGAGAACACGCUUCCCCCGACCACAAAAUUUGCAUUGGAAUGCCUCUCGUACUUUUACGCUGCCUCGAUUAUAUUCGGGCGUCUCUAUUGUGGAAUGCACGGCUUUUUGGAUGUCAUUAUUGGAUCAAUCAUGGGUGCUGCCAUCUCUCUCCUUGAAUUCUACUACGGACCUCCUCUCGACGAAUAUAUGCACUCGAGUUCCUGGAUUGCACCUUUCGUGGCCGCUUUAAUUAUCCUGGUUCUUGUGCGCAUCCAUCCCGAACCGGCCGACGAUUGUCCGUGUUAUGACGAUAGUGUUGCCUUCGCUGGCGUCCUCAUUGGUCUCGAGUUUGGCACUUGGACAUACGGCAAGAUUUCAAUUGACCCUUGGGAGACUCAUGCGCAUGGCGGAGGAGCUGUGGAUAUUACACACUUGGGCUUAAUCGCCAAUGUUGCAAGAAUCGUAUUUGGCGUUUUGGUUGUCUUUCUCUGGCGCGAAACCAUGAAACCCUUGCUACUUGGACUUUUGCCUCAUUUGUUCCGAAUCAUUGAGCAAGUUGGCAUGAACAUGCCUCGGCGAUUCUUCACUCCUGCCAGCAAAUACAAGACGGUCCCGGCAGGCUCUCGUAUCGAUACUCUUUUCCCUUCGCCUUCCGACUUCCCACGUAUGGUCGAGAGUAUCCGAAACCCCACAACCCGAGGUCGCUCUGUGUCAAUCGGACCUCAGAGUGCUGCGGAUGCCUAUGAGACCUUGGCUUAUAGGGAGCGCAAGCGACGUGAAAGUGUCAGCAGCAACCAUAGCCUGAAUAGCAAGUCGAGCAACGUUGAGCUGCAGAACACACACGAGGAUCACUCUGGAAAGGGUGCCCAGACUUCUGGCUCGCAGCCUAAUCGUAUCGUCGAGUAUGAGCAAAUGAUGGGAACCGGCGAGGUCGUGAUGACACCUUCCGUCGAGGACGACCGGGUCGGUAUUUUUGUUACGAGCCCAGAAGACAGGUUGGGUGAAAGGGAGAUGUUCUCGCAGUUGAUCAAGCCCCGUGUACGAUAUGACGUCGAGGUUGUGACCAAGCUUGUCGUCUACACUGGUAUUGCUUGGUUUGCAGUGGCUAUAAUCCCCAUAAUGUUUGAGCUAGUUGGCUUGGGGACGAACCAACUACGUGAGCAAUGAGUGACGAAGUAACACGAGACGAGGCCAGUAUUACGGAUGGUCUCUUGGACAUAGGUAAUUUAGAUAUUCUUUUCUCCUAAUGAACAUACAGGGCUAUGAGAUGGGCGCUUGAGAUGAUUGGGUCUGGUUUCCUAUGGUGGCAUAGCUGUAGAUAACCCUAAAGUUGUCAUAAAUGUGUUAUUAAACAGGUGAUUCAGCACUAAUUUUUAGAUGAAAUUUUAGCAUGUUGAGUGCAAGCAUAGUAAUUCACACUUUUUCAUAUUCUUGAGAAAAGGAAACACUUGAAGUAGAAAACUCAU
Molecule: messenger RNA, 2210 nt
Organism: Fusarium graminearum PH-1
Lineage: Eukaryota; Fungi; Ascomycota; Sordariomycetes; Hypocreales; Nectriaceae
Exons: 4
Coding region: 196-1911 (571 amino acids)
Cellular component (GO): endoplasmic reticulum membrane
Molecular function (GO): sphingosine-1-phosphate phosphatase activity
Source: RefSeq, a predicted model, not a curated record